CCACAAAGUUAGGAGCAAAGUUAGACUAGGAACAACUGGUUGAGAAUGGCUAGAUCAUAUGAGUGAACAAAGAUUGAGGAUGAAAGUUGGGUUUAAAUAGGUUGCAGGUGUUGUGUUGGAAAUGAGUGGCAAAUGACUCCUGUUAGCUGGGUAGAUCUGGGAGAUGCCUGUCUUUGCAGGCCUGAUACGACCCUCCAUGCAAUCCCACAUCAAGCACCCGCUGGCUCAGGAUAAUCUGGAUGGGUCCAGUGGAAAUCCUCGAUGAUUGAUGGAUCCAAGAUGAAUAUGGGUGACACCCAACACCUCUCCUCUGGGCCGUACCCUUUCCGAUCAACCAUCAUCAACCGGUGAACCGCGUACACAAUCCUAGGUUCUGGAGGUGCAGGCUCAGCUGGUGUUCCUUCCUUCACUCCCACCAAGCACCCACCCACCGCAAGCCUGUUCUGCACCAUGUCUGCAUAGAGUGGAUCGGGUUGACCGGAAACUGGAAAUCCAUCUACUCCAUGAAAAAUGCCUCUUUCAUGUUCUCAACACAAAGAACUAAUGGACUCCAGGCAACAGUAGCUAGGUUGCAGAUUAUCACGUCACUUCUAACAGCCCACUAACAGAACUAUUACUGGACGGCACACAACUGCUUGGCUCACAGAAGCGCAAACUGAUUUUCCUUGACGGUUUUAUCCUCAAGAUAUUAAGGACUUCCUCAAGAAUUUCUUCUGAAGAUCAAAUAACCUGUUUGCCAACAUUUUAAAUAUUAUUGUUGUUUUGGAACAAGGUUAUUAACCUGGUUGCCAUGGCACUAUGGAACAACUAAGGACUCAUUCAAGAACUCAUCUUAUGCAAUUAGUGGACUUACUGUGUGCAUGAGGCUCUGAGGACGCUAUUUUAACUGCUUGAUAAUACAGGCAUUCAGCCAUGGACUACAUCGUUUACAAAAUGUGUUGAGCUUCAUUGCUUCAAGAUUUGGCAAUUGCUAGAAAGACAAACUCUUCUGGUCCUGUUCAAUUCAUUGAUUAAUUUGGAUUCAUGUCAAUCUGCAACAAUGCCCUUACAUGGCACAGGUAUUUUUACAAAUCCAUAUGCUAUUGAAGUUCUGCAGAGCAAGAAAAAAGAACUAGUAGCAGGGAUUACCCACACUGAUGAUCUUCUAGACUGGUUGAUUGAGAAUCGUGUCAUUUCACCAGAGAAAAGAAUUGCAGUUUUGAAUUACAGGACACGUGAGGAAAUGAACACCAGAGUCCUAGACAUGUUAGUUUCUUGUGGUGAGAGAGCCUGCAGACUGUUCUUCUAUCCUUGCCUCAAGCAUGUUGAACCAGCUCUCUACAAUUACAUCAGAAGCUAUGUCAGUAAUGUGUCAAGCAGCUUUGGGGAUGCUAAGAGACAGCUUGUGGGUUAUCUUUUGGAGAGAGAUAAGGAUGAAAUCCCUAAGGAUACCUCAAAAAAUGUUGGUAAGCCAGUGCAAAAUGUGGCAUCUAAAAAGGAGCCACACCAGAAGCUACAGACGGCUGUUCAAACUCGACCAGUGCACAAUGAGCUGGCUCAUGUCUUUCAGAUUGUAGCAUCAGGAGAUCUAUCCAGUCUUGAUAAAGCUAUUGGACACAGUGACAUUAAUGUUAUAAAUGCUUUUAAUGAAACCCUGUUGCACAUUGCAGCUACCCAUGGACAUGUUAAGAUCAUUGAAUAUUUAUUGAAUAAAGGAGCAAAGCUAGAGGUAAAGGAUAACAAGGGGCAAUUACCUCUUCACCGGGCUGCAGAGAAAGGGCAUACAGCAGCAGCCAAAGUCCUUCUUCAAGCUGGAGCACACAGCUAUGCUUUGGAUACAGAAUCUAAAACUCCCCUACACUUAGCUUCCCAGAACAAUUUUUUCUCUGUCGUGAAGCUGAUGUUGAAAGAAGAAGCUGGAAAUUAUAAGAGAAAGAAAUCUUUUCUACACAUGGCUGCUCUCAGGGAUGAAAGUAAAAUUGCAGAAAUUCUUCUCAAAUGUGGAGCUGCUGCAGACAUUAAGGAUGAAAAGAACAGGACCCCACUGAUUCACGCUGUCUCCCUGGGACAUCUCAGUACUGUGAAGGUACUGCUGGAGGCAGGAGCCAAAGUUGAUGUUGAUAUGAUUGAUGGAGCAUUAAAUAGUAAUAACCAAUCCCUGAUUAAACUUAUCUUGGAGUAUGCCACUGGGAUUAGCCCUAACGUUCUAGUCAAUGCACUCUUUAAAGCAGUUCAGAAAAAUCAACACAGAGCUGUGGGUGUUCUAAUUGAAAGGGGCAUCGAUAUCAAUGCCAAAAAUGAAAUGCAAUACACCCCUUUGCUGUUGGCAGCAGAACUUGGGCAUACUGAAUCUGUCAAGGUCCUGAUAACUAAAGGAGCUCAUUUAAAUGAAAGGACCCCAAAUAUGAACAGUGCACUGCACCUUGCUGCUGAGACUGGAUCACUUUCAGUUGCAAAGCUGCUGAUUGAUGAGGGGAUGGACGUAAAUAUUAUCGGCUGCAGUGAUCAAACACCUCUGCACUUUGCAUCUUUUCAUAAUCAGCCACCGAUGAUAGAAGCUUUAAUAAGAGCAGGUUCAAAGGUCAAUGCCAUUGCUAAAGAGGCAAUUACACCUUUGCACAUCGCUUCGCAAAGAGGUAACCGAGAAACAGUAGAGUGUCUUCUUCAGAACAAGGCUGAUGUGAAUGCUAAAGACAGAUUGAUGAGAACACCCUUGCACAUGGCAGCUAUAGUUGGAGAUGCCUCUAUCGCAGAGCUGCUUCUGUCAAGCCACGCUGACCCUAAUGCAGUAAAUAAAGAGAAGAAAACCCCACUCCAUCUGGCUGCUAAUGAAGGUCAUUUGGACUUUGUAUCAAUGAUGUUAAGCAGAAGGGCCAGAUUUGCUGCAAAGGAUAUGGACGGGAAUACUCCAAUGCAUUAUGCAGCCAGCAAAAGUCAUAGUGUUGUUGUCAAAGCACUUUUAUUGGCUGGGAAAAAUAAAAACAUUGAUGAUAAGAAUAUUUGGCGCAAAACACCAUUACAUCUUGCAGCAGAACACAGCCACGAGGGAUUGGUAGAAUUAUUGUUGGUCAGUGGAGCUUCUAUUAAUGCCUUAGACAAUGCCAAAGACACACCACUACAUUGUGCUUGCAAAUCAGGCAACAUUGGUACUGCCCAAAAAUUAAUCAACUGGUCUGAUGGUGAAAUACCCAAGUUCCACUCUACAAAUAGCUUAAAGAAGACCCCUCUCCAAGUUGCAGAAAGUAGAGACACAGAUAACCACCAGCAGAUAGCAAUACUGCUGAGAAAAAAAAUGAUGUUAACUAGAUAAGAACAAAUUCAAUCUAACUGAUGGCUUAAUUGGCUAAGGCAGUGCUUGGUGUUGCCUGUAACAUAUCUAGUAGACCAGUAUGGUUUUAUUUUCCAUUCCACUUUAUGCUGAGUGACAAGCCUCAGCUAGAUUUAUUUAAGAAGUUUUACUAUU
Messenger RNA from Hypanus sabinus (Atlantic stingray), 3442 nucleotides. RefSeq names its product CARD- and ANK-containing Inflammasome Adaptor Protein (gene caiap). Gene Ontology annotation, biological process: regulation of apoptotic process; positive regulation of transcription by RNA polymerase II. Bases 1040 to 3289 code for a protein of 749 amino acids. Gene Ontology annotation, cellular component: nucleus. The record is from RefSeq and is a predicted model, not a curated record. The transcript is spliced from 3 exons. Gene Ontology annotation, molecular function: transcription cis-regulatory region binding; protein binding. NCBI's taxonomy places the organism in Eukaryota, Metazoa, Chordata, Chondrichthyes, Myliobatiformes, Dasyatidae.